CACAUGGUACGGCCUCUCUGUGCGUGGUACGUCUGGCUUUCCCCUGCGCCUGGGCCAGGGUGGUACGCGCUGCCUCCGCUGGCUGCCCCUCCCAGUUGGUUUCCGCGCGAAAAGCCGGGGCGUCCUGUGCUGUCGCUGCGUCUGCUGGAGCCUUCGGGAUGCCGGCUCGCACCGCCCCAGCUCGAGUGCCCGCGUUGGCCACUCCGGCCAUCUCACUGCCCGACGAUGUCCGCAGGCGGCUCAAAGACUUGGAAAGAGACAGUUUGACAGAAAAGGAGUGUGUGAAGGAGAAACUGAACCUCCUGCAUGAAUUUCUGCAAACGGAAAUCAAGAAUCAGUUGUGUGAUUUGGAAACCAAAUUACAUAAGGAAGAGCUGUCCGAGGAGGGCUACCUGGCUAAAGUCAAAUCCCUUUUAAAUAAAGAUUUGUCCUUGGAGAACGGAGCACAUGCUUUCAAUCGAGAAGUGAACGGCUGCCUAGAGAACGGGAGCCAGGCCAGCGGUGCAGCCCGGAGAGUGCGAAUGGCAGAGCCACACAGCCCCCCGCACAGCAGUUCUAAGCCCCGGGCGCCGCGGAGAAGCAAGUCUGAUGGCGAGGCCCAGCCUGGAACUUCACAGAGCCCCAUGGUGACGAGGAGAACGACCAGGCAGACCACUAUCACAUCUCAUUUUGUCAAGGGCCCUGCCAAACGGAAAUCCGAGGAAGACCUGGACAGGUCCAAGUCAGAGGAGUCUGUGGAUGAAGAAGAGAAAGACCAGGAUGAGAAGAGACGAAGAAUUACGUCCAGUGAGCCAGUUGCUGGACCUUCUGUGGCAGAGCCGGAAAUCAAAACCCCAGGAACUCACACAGACCAGGAGGAUGAGAGAGAUGAAAGAGAAGACAGGAGACUUAGAAGUCAGACCAGAGAGCCAGCCCUGACACAGGGAGCGAAGGAGGAGGCGGACAAGGAAGGCCGGCCCGGGACUCACACAGACAUGGAUGUGGAAGGAGAGGAGAUGGAUGAACAGAGGUCCAGAAGUCAACCCAGGGAUGUAGCUCCCAAACGGAGGACCGAGGAGAUGGAGUGUGAGCCAGCCACGCCGAACACGUCCGAGGAGAGGGACGAGGACGAGAGGGAGGAGAAGAGACGUAAAACCAUACCUAAAGAACCGGCAGAGAAGAAACCGCCUCGAAGCAAGGCCAUGGUGAACUCCAGGCUCCAGCCCCCCAGGUGUGUCCAGUGUGGGCAGUACCUAGAUGACGUCGACCUCAAGUAUGAGCAGCACCCUCCUGAUGCGCUGGAGGAGCCCCAGAUGCUGACCAACGAGGCGCUGUCCAUCUUUGACUCCAACGAAUCUGGCUUUGAGAGCUACGAGGCUUUUCCCCAGCACAAGCUCACGUGCUUCAGCGUGUACUGCAAGCGAGGUCACCUGUGCCCGAUCGACACCGGCCUCAUCGAGAAGAACGUGGAACUCUAUUUCUCUGGCUCAGCGAAAGCAAUCUAUGAAGAAGACCCAUCUUUAGAAGGUGGCGUUAAUGGCAAAAAUCUCGGCCCCAUCAAUGAAUGGUGGAUCACAGGCUACGAUGGCGGCGAGAAGGCGCUCAUCGGCUUCAGCACGGCUUUUGCGGAGUACAUUCUUAUGGAGCCCAGCCCAGAUUACGAGCCCAUCUUUAGCCUGAUACAGGAGAAGAUCUACAUUAGCAAGAUCGUGAUUGAGUUCCUGCAGGGCAAUCCUGACGCCACCUACGAGGACCUGAUCAACAAGAUUGAGACCACUGUCCCCCCUUCCAUGAUCAACGUGAACCGGUUCACAGAGGACUCUCUGCUCCGCCACGCCCAGUUCGUGGUGGGACAAGUGGAGAGUUACGACGAUGCCAAGGACAGUGACGAGCAGCCCAUCUUCCUGUCGCCCUGCAUGAGAGCCCUCAUCAAGCUGGCAGGGGUCACCCUGGGGCAGAGGCGAGCCGAAAGGCGGCAGACGGUCAGGCUCAGGCACUCUGCCAAGGAGAAGGACAAAGGACCCACAAAAGCCACCACCACCAAGCUGGUCUACGAGAUCUUUGACACUUUCUUCUCGGAGCAGAUUGAAAAGGACGAGAAAGAGGACAAGGAGAAUGCCUUCAAAAGGCGGCGCUGUGGCGUGUGUGAGGUUUGCCAGCGGCCCGAGUGCGGCAAGUGCAAGGCCUGCAAGGACAUGGUGAAGUUCGGGGGCAGCGGCCGCAGCAAGCAGGCCUGCCUGAAGAGGAGGUGUCCCAACAUGGCCAUGAAGGAGGCCGAGGACGACGAGGAAGUGGACGACGACAUCCCGGAGAUGCCAUCGCCCAAGAAAAUGCAUCAGAACAAGAAGAUGAAGCAGAACAAGAACCGGAUCUCUUGGGUUGGGGAAGCCAUCAAGACCGAUGGGAAAAAGAGCUACUACCAGCAGGUGUGCAUAGACGCAGAGACCCUGGAGGUGGGAGACUGCGUCUCUGUCAUCCCAGACGACCCCUCAACGCCCCUGUAUCUCGCAAGGGUGACAGCGCUGUGGGAGGACAGCAGCAACGGGCAGAUGUUCCACGCGCACUGGUUCUGCGCCGGCACGGACACGGUCCUCGGGGCCACGUCGGACCCCCUGGAGCUGUUCCUGGUGGAUGAGUGCGAGGACAUGCAGCUCUCCUACAUCCACAGCAAGGUCAAGGUCAUCUACAAGGAGCCCUCGGAGAACUGGGCCAUGGAGGGAGGCAUGGAUCCCGAGGCCAUGCUGCCGGCGGUCCCCAAGAAGACCUACUUCUACCAGCUGUGGUACGACCAGGACUACGCGAGGUUUGAGUCCCCUCCCAAGGUGGAGCCGACCGAGGACAAUAAGUACAAGUUCUGUGCGAGCUGCGCGCACCUGGCGGAGCUGAGGCAGAAGGAGAUCCCCCGCGUGCUGGAGCAGCUGGAGGACCUGGACAGCCGGGUGCUCUACAGCUCGGCCACCAAGAACGGCGUCCUGUACCGGGUGGGCGACGGCGUGUACCUGCCCCCUGAGGCCUUCGCCUUCAACAUCAAGCUCUCCAGCCCUGUGAAGCGCCCGAGGAAGGAGGCGGUGGAUGAGGAGCUGUACCCGGAGCACUACCGGAAGUACUCUGACUACAUCAAGGGCAGCAACCUGGACGCCCCUGAGCCCUACCGCAUUGGCCGGAUAAAAGAGAUCUUCUGCCCCAAGAAGAGCAAUGGCAAGCCUAACGAGGCAGAGAUCAAGAUCAAGCUCAACAAGUUUUACAGGCCAGAGAACACCCACAAGUCCACCGCCGCGAGCUACCACGCCGACAUCAACCUGCUGUACUGGAGCGACGAGGAGGCAGUGGUGGAGUUCCGGACCGUGCAGGGCCGCUGCACUGUGGAGUACGGGGAGGACCUACCCCAGUGCCUGCAGGACUACUCCAUGGGCGGCCCCGACCGCUUCUACUUCCUGGAGGCCUACAACGCAAAGAGCAAAACCUUUGAGGAUCCCCCGAACCACGCCCGCAGCCCGGGGAACAAGGGCAAAGGGAAGGGGAAAGGGAAAGGCAAGACGAAAUCUCAGGCAUCGGAGCCCAGUGAGCGAGAGCUGGCGAUCAAGCUGCCCAAGCUGCGGACCCUGGACGUGUUCUCGGGCUGUGGGGGGCUAUCGGAGGGCUUCCACCAGGCAGGCAUCUGCGAGACGCUGUGGGCCAUCGAGAUGUGGGAGCCCGCGGCGCAGGCGUUCCGGCUGAACAACCCCGGCUCCACGGUGUUCACCGAGGACUGUAACGUGCUGCUCAAGCUGGUCAUGGCCGGCAAUGUGACCAACUCCCUCGACCAGCGGCUGCCCCAGAAGGGGGACGUGGAGAUGCUGUGCGGCGGGCCCCCCUGCCAGGGCUUCAGUGGCAUGAACCGCUUCAACUCGCGCACCUACUCGAAGUUCAAGAACUCCCUGGUGGUCUCCUUCCUCAGCUACUGUGACUACUACCGGCCGCGCUUCUUCCUGCUGGAGAACGUGCGGAACUUCGUGUCCUUCAAGCGCUCCAUGGUGCUGAAGCUGACGCUGCGCUGCCUGGUCCGCAUGGGCUACCAGUGCACCUUCGGCGUGCUGCAGGCUGGGCAGUACGGCGUGGCGCAGACGCGGCGGCGCGCCAUCAUCCUGGCGGCGGCCCCCGGGGAGAAGCUGCCCUUGUUCCCGGAGCCCCUGCACGUGUUUGCGCCCCGCGCCUGCCAGCUGAGCGUCGUGGUGGACGACAAGAAGUUCGUGAGCAACAUCACGAGGUUGGGCUCGGCCCCCUUGCGAACCAUCACGGUGCGGGACACGAUGUCUGACCUCCCCGAGAUCCGGAACGGGGCCUCUGCCCCCGAGAUCGCGUACAAUGGGGAGCCGCAGUCCUGGUUCCAGAGGCAGCUGCGGGGCUCGCACUACCAGCCCACCGUCAGGGACCACAUCUGCAAGGACAUGAGCCCGUUGGUGGCCGCCCGCAUGCGGCACAUCCCGCUGGCCCCCGGCUCGGACUGGCGUGACCUGCCCAACAUCGAGGUGCAGCUGUCGGACGGCACCCAGGCCAAGAAGCUGCGCUACACCCACCAGGACAAGAAGAACGGCAGCAGCAGCUCCGGCGCCCUGCGCGGCGUCUGCUCCUGCGCGGAGGCCGCCGGCAGAGCCUGUGACCCCUCGGCCAGACAGUUCAACACGCUCAUCCCCUGGUGCCUGCCGCACACCGGGAACCGGCACAACCACUGGGCGGGCCUGUACGGGCGCCUGGAGUGGGACGGCUUCUUCAGCACCACCGUCACCAACCCCGAGCCCAUGGGCAAGCAGGGCCGCGUGCUGCACCCCGAGCAGCACCGCGUGGUGAGCGUGCGGGAGUGCGCCCGCUCCCAGGGCUUCCCCGACACCUACCGGCUCUUCGGCAACAUCCUGGACCGGCACCGGCAGGUGGGAAACGCCGUGCCGCCUCCCCUGGCCAAAGCCAUCGGCUUGGAGAUCAAGCUGUGUAUGUUGGCCAGAGCCCGAGAGCGCGCCGCAGCUAAAGUAAAGGAGGAGGAGACAGCCGCGAAGGCCUAGGUCGUGUCUCUCGCCCCAUUUCUGCCACCAGGAGACCUCACAUGCACUGAUGUCGUCGUCGUCUAACAUGUUGCUCUGUCAGUUCCGGUGUGUCGUGCGGUGUCCGCGGCCUUGGCCGACACGAAGCUGUCCGUGAGGUUUGCUUAUCGACUAAUGACUUAGUGAUCAAACUGUGCUAUUCUUUGUGCAUUCUGGAUUUUAAAAGUUUUUUAUUAUGCAUUAUAUUAAAUCUUCCACUCUGAAGUGGAAAUUGAGACUUUAUGUAGUUUUUAUAUGUUGUAAUAUUUCUUCAAAUAAAUCUCUCCUAUAAAGCA
Molecule: messenger RNA, 5329 nt
Organism: Chinchilla lanigera (long-tailed chinchilla)
Lineage: Eukaryota; Metazoa; Chordata; Mammalia; Rodentia; Chinchillidae
Gene: Dnmt1
Product: DNA (cytosine-5-)-methyltransferase 1
Exons: 40
Coding region: 159-5015 (1618 amino acids)
Cellular component (GO): nucleus
Molecular function (GO): zinc ion binding; chromatin binding; DNA (cytosine-5-)-methyltransferase activity
Source: RefSeq, a predicted model, not a curated record